Messenger RNA from Cynocephalus volans (Philippine flying lemur), 1355 nucleotides. It is a transcript of the gene CUTC, whose product is annotated as cutC copper transporter. Bases 133 to 954 code for a protein of 273 amino acids. The transcript is spliced from 9 exons. The record is from RefSeq and is a predicted model, not a curated record. Gene Ontology annotation, molecular function: copper ion binding. NCBI's taxonomy places the organism in Eukaryota, Metazoa, Chordata, Mammalia, Dermoptera, Cynocephalidae.
GUGCUGGGGCAUAGGCGUCGGGGACGCGCAGAGGCGCGCGCAGCUGCUGAGGACGCGCUUCUCAGGUCGCGCGCGCCAGAACCCAGACUCGGAGUGGAAACCGAAAGUGCGCGUGGGAGGAACGCGUGGAGUAUGAAGAGGCAGGGGGCCUCCUCCGAGCGGAAACGGGCGCGGAUGCCGUCGGGAAAGGCCGGAGCAGCAAAUGGAUUCCUCAUGGAAGUGUGUGUUGAUUCAGUGGAGUCAGCUGUGAAUGCAGAAAGAGGCGGCGCUGGUCGGAUUGAAUUAUGUUCUGGUUUAUUGGAGGGAGGAACCACACCCAGCAUGGGUGUCCUUCAAGUAGUGAAGCAGAGUGUCCAGAUCCCAGUUUUUGUAAUGAUUCGGCCACGUGGAGGUGAUUUUUUAUAUUCAGAUCGUGAAGUUGAGGUGAUGAAGGCUGACAUUCGUCUUGCCAAGCUUUAUGGUGCUGAUGGUUUGGUAUUUGGGGCAUUGACUGAAGAUGGACAUAUUGAUAAAGAGUUGUGCAUGUCCCUUGUGGCUAUUUGCCGUCCUCUGCCAGUCACUUUUCAUAGAGCUUUUGACAUGGUUCAUGAUCCGAUGGCAGCUCUAGAGACCCUUUUAACCUUGGGAUUUGAACGAGUAUUGACUAGUGGAUGUGACAGUUCAGCACUAGAAGGGCUACCCCUAAUAAAGCGACUCAUAGAUCAGGCAAAAGGCAGGAUUGUGGUAAUGCCAGGGGGUGGCAUAACAGACAGAAAUCUACAAAGGAUCCUUGAGGGCUCCGGUGCUACAGAAUUCCACUGUUCUGCUAGGACUGCUAGAGACUCAGGAAUGAAGUUUCGAAAUUUCUCUGUUGCCAUGGGAGCCUCACUUUCUAAUUCAGAAUAUUCUCUAAAGGUAACAGAUGUGACCAAAGUAAGAACUUUGAAUGCUAUUGCAAAGAAUAUCCUGGUUUAGCCAGACCUCUCUGAGAAACAUGGAUAUUACAGGAUAAAAGUAGAGCUAUAAUCUACAAUUCUCUAUGACACAGCUUUAACCUUCUUCUCUGGCCAGGAAAAUCACAAUCUUCAUUUUAAGUUUCACAUGGCCAUGGAGAAUGUUUCCAAGAAGAAAAAAACUUGAAACAGAGAUACAGUCAUUUCCUUUGCUUAGUUUUGCCAGCCAUUGCUGUCAUCAUGGUUAAAUUUGGUCUGUACUUCUUUCACAGACAGAGGCUUAGUCUGUUUUCAGUGGAAUUAAUUGAUGAGCUGGGAAAAUUCAACUGCAAGGUAUGAAUUGAAUGUGACUUCAGGGGUGAUUCAGUAGCACUGUUUUGCUUUUAAUUUGUAAAAUAAAAAUUUCCAUUGUAUUAUAGUAAA